Messenger RNA from Sphaeroforma arctica JP610, 2435 nucleotides. RefSeq lists its product as hypothetical. Gene Ontology annotation, molecular function: zinc ion binding; protein binding. The record is from RefSeq and is a predicted model, not a curated record. The transcript has a single exon. Bases 140 to 2260 code for a protein of 706 amino acids. NCBI's taxonomy places the organism in Eukaryota, Ichthyosporea, Ichthyophonida.
GAUCGAGACUGUUCUGUGACAAAAUCUGCGUACGAAUAUUUCGUAUAUAGUUAUAUAUAAAAGGCACAGCUACAUGCAUUCUAUUUUCAUAUCAUAAUACAACAAGUAAACUUACAAAUAAAUCAAAACAAGUAUUGAAAUGACGUCUAUCAAGGUCAUUAAUGGCCCUAGCGACAUCCGUCGGCUGCGUGCGGCUAAUUGGGUUGACGCAAAAAAACAAAUCCUGUCACGUUUCGAUGCGCAAAACUUCACGGCCAAGUACGUUGACGAGGACGGCGAUGACGUGACCAUUUCGACUGAAGAUGAGUUCCAGGAGGCGUUAGAGCAGGCUACAGGCACCCUUCGUGUGAUCCUGUUUGACGUCGAGAAGCGCUCUGAUGUCUCUGAUAUACCUAAUAUACCGGUAAUGUCCUCUGAUUUUGAUAAAGAAGACACCGUGUUGGUUGAACCGGUCGACGAGACGUGUGUGGAACCGACAGUGGACGAGCCUGAAGAGGUACAGCCAGUGGUUACUGAGUCACUGUCUGAAGAUAGUGAUGCAGAGGACAUGGGCGAACAACAGGCCACUGUAGAGGCUGUGGACACAGAGCCAGAGAGCAAUGCCAAAGACAAAGAGGGCGAUGCAGGUCAGGCUGAGAAUGAAGGUGAUGUGAACAAUGAAUACAAGUCUGAAACACAUGAAGUAACAGUAGCGAAUAAUGUAGAGACAGAAACAAGCGGAUCAAAGGCAACUGAUACUAAAGUAGCAGAGGAGACUGCAACUGAUAAUAAGGAUGGCAAGAAGGAGGCACCGAAAUUAUUUGACUUCUUGGAGUGUGUUUUAGGGAAGGGUAUCGGAGAGCUGGUGGAGAACCUGGCCAAGAUUGAUUUGCGCGAAUACAAGGAUGAUUCAGAGCAGAACGAGUCUACUGAGAGUUCCGAAACAACAAAGAAGCGCAUGCACCCCGGCGUGUUCUGUGACCAGUGUGAAAAGACCAUAGUGGGUACUCGCUACACCUGUAUGGUAUGCCCUGACUACGACAUGUGUGACACCUGCUAUCAGAGAGUGGGACAUCCCGAGAAUCACACACUUGUGUUGCGCCCUGUGCCUGACUCGGAAAGUGGUCAUUACGGACGUCCUGGGCGGUUUUCUCAUUUCACUCCCGAGUAUCUGAGUGGUCCCGAUAAUUUUAACGAACACAUGAUGCGUAUGGGACAAAGUAGCCGUAACAUGUACGGUGGAUAUCCACACGGCCGUGGUGUUCAGUACAACUUUGGAGGUCCCAACAUGCAAGGCAGUGCAUAUAUGUUUGGCGUGCCUAUGCACAGGGAUGUACCAGUCGCUCACCCUGGCUGUACUGGUUGCCCACCUAGACAGUGUAGAGUAUGCCAGCAACGCCGUGCCCCACCUCAGGCACGAACUGAGCCUAUGACUUUGUUCAACUUUCUAGAUACCCUCAGAGGUCGGCAGACAAACGGUAGCGGUGAGCGUAAGGCCGCCGAUAACAGGUGUGGAACCAAUGUCAAUGGUAAGCAUGAAGCCAAGACAAGCGGCAAAUCUUGCACGGCAAAGGAGGAAGGUUCUAGCGACAAUCGCAAAUGCUUCAAACCGAAAUUGUCCAAUGUUACUGUGCGCGUUGUCAAUGAGAAGACCCGGCCAAAGGCGGAUGAGUUUGUGAAGAAGGCUACAGAGCCUGAGACGCCCGCAAAGGUCGAGCAAACUCCCAAGACAAAGGUCGAGCAAACUCCCAAGACAAAGGUCGAGCAAACUCCCAAGACAAAGGUCGAGCAAACUCCCAAGACAAAGGUCGAGCAAACUAGCGAGACAAAGGUCGAGCAAUCUCCGGAGUUAAAGGUCGAGCUAUGUCCCGAGAGUGUCGCUGACAGUAAGAGUACCGAACAGACUGUGAGUCCUCCUGACAGCAAGAGUACACAACAGACUGUGAGUGCCCCUGACAGUAAGAGUGCGAAACAGACUGUGAGUGCUGAUGACAGUAAGAGCACCCAACAGCCUGUGAGUUCUGGUGACAGUAAAGGUACCGAACAUGACCAGGGCGAAUUUGUCAUAGUGGAAACCGUGCCAGAUAUUGAAGAACCUUCUACGUCAUCUGCUCCCAGCGCGUCUGCUAGUGGAGCUAGUACACCCAAGGAACAUCUGGAUAUCAUGCACACGCUAUACGAGAUGGGGUUCAAAGACCGUUCGCUGAAUGCAGCAUACAUCCGUAUGUAUGGGUCGGAUGUGAGUGAGAUCGCCAACCGCUUGAGCGAGCGUAAGAGUUGAGUAAUCAGUGUUGGGAUUGGUGUACUCGGCCUAGGUUUCAUCCUAGGCACGGCACACGAAAGUUUAGAUAUUGAGAAAGCGCAUAUGUAAGCGCUGAUUAUCAAUCCCGGUUAGCUGUGUGACUGGGAGGGUAGUAGAGUAGGUCAUAAUAAUAAUAAAUACAUAACACUGAAUA